Etheostoma spectabile (orangethroat darter) is the source of this 3273-nucleotide messenger RNA. It is a transcript of the gene pip5k1bb, whose product is annotated as phosphatidylinositol-4-phosphate 5-kinase, type I, beta b. The record is from RefSeq and is a predicted model, not a curated record. Gene Ontology annotation, molecular function: 1-phosphatidylinositol-4-phosphate 5-kinase activity. The coding region runs from base 387 to 1991 and encodes 534 amino acids. NCBI's taxonomy places the organism in Eukaryota, Metazoa, Chordata, Actinopteri, Perciformes, Percidae. Gene Ontology annotation, biological process: phosphatidylinositol phosphate biosynthetic process. The transcript is spliced from 15 exons. Gene Ontology annotation, cellular component: plasma membrane.
GGGCACAGGACACAGGACACACACAGCAGAGACACACGCAGGGAUUCUUGCUGAUCUCAGUGGAGAAGUGACACCUCAGUUGUGCACAGUGAGCUUGUGGUGGAAAUACACUACAUACAUUGGGUGUAUUUAUUUUUGAACCGCUUUUAUUCAUCUGUUGGGGAUCGACUGCUUGAGGAUAGGGCUCUCUGUGAGGACUGCAGCAGCCACUCCGAGGAACACAUCAUUUCUAAACGACUACGCAGAAGGAGACGAUUGGCUGAGGGUCCGCUGACGGAUCCAAACUUUCUCAUGUUUGCUCAAUCUGACAAUCAAGACAUGUCGCCCUGAUUGCUGUUUUGUCGGGCACAGCUUUUCAUUAGGCAAGUUCUUUGCAUCUCUUUUAGAUGUCAACCACAACAGAAAAUGGGAUGGGAGGGCCUUGGAGCACAAGCAGAGAGAAAACAUACAAAAAGACAACGUCAUCAGCCUUGAAGGGGGCCAUUCAGCUCGGCAUUGGCUACACAGUGGGCAACCUCACCUCCAAGCCUGACAGAGAUGUGCUUAUGCAAGACUUCUAUGUCGUGGAGAGUGUCUUUCUUCCUAGUGAGGGAAGCAACUUGACCCCAGCACAUCACUAUCCUGACUUUCGCUUCAAGACCUACGCCCCGCUGGCCUUUCGCUACUUCAGGGAUCUGUUCGGCAUCAAACCAGACGAUUACCUGUACUCCCUCGUAAAUGAGCCUCUAAUUGAGUUGACCAACCCGGGGGCCAGCGGCUCUCUAUUCUACCUAACCAGCGAUGAUGAGUUCAUCAUUAAAACCGUCCAGCACAAAGAGGCCAAGUUUCUCCAGAGAUUACUACCUGGAUACUAUAUGAACCUGAACCAGAAUCCACGCACGCUGCUGCCAAAGUUCUACGGACUGUACUGCAUCCAGUCUGGAGGCAUCAACAUCCGACUGGUGGUGAUGAACAAUGUGCUGCCGCGCUCUGUCAAAAUGCACUACAAAUACGACCUGAAGGGAUCCACUUACAAGAGACGAGCAUCCAGGAAAGAGAGAGAGAAGGCCUGUCCGACGUACAAAGACCUGGACUUCCAGGACAUGCAUGAAGAAGGGCUUUACUUUGACACAGAGACGUACAACAACCUAAUGAAGACCCUGCAGAGAGACUGUCGGGUGCUGGAGAGUUUUAAGAUCAUGGACUACAGCCUGCUGCUAGGUGUGCACGUCCUGGACCACAGCCAGAGAGAGGGGGGUGAGCCAGGCCAAGCAGGGGGCGAUGGGAGGAGACCUGUUGGUCAGAGGGUGCUUUACUCCACUGCCAUGGAGUCCAUCCAGGGAGACGGCAAGGCUGCAGAAGCCCUCACCACUGACGACACAAUGGGUGGGAUCCCUGCCAAAACACACAAAGAAGAAAAGCUGCUCAUCUUCCUGGGUAUUAUAGAUAUUCUACAGUCAUACAGGUUCAUAAAAAAAUUGGAACACUCAUGGAAAGCCCUGGUGUACGAUGGUGACUCCGUCUCGGUGCACCGGCCUGGGUUUUAUGCCAGCCGCUUCCUCAAGUUCAUGAGCACGCGUGUCUUCAGGAAGACUCAGCCACUUCGAUUCUCCCCUUCAAAGAGGACUCGUACGUCCAUCCCGGCUCUGAAGUCGUGCUCACAGGAGAUCCUUUCAUCGCAGGCAGAUGAGAGGAACGAGGAGGACAGGAGGGACAGGCUGGGAGGAGCAUGCAGCCUGGCCAGUCUGGACACACAAGCUGUGUUUGGCUCAUACCUGCGUCCCGAUCUGGUCCCUGCCAGCCCAUCCUUCUACGAGGGAUCCUCAAUGGGAACCAUCUCCACCUCCUCCAUCUUUGUCAGCGUAAACAACCAAACAGAUGAGAGGGAUGACGUCGCAUCCAGCUCCACGUUUACCCUGGAGGACAGUGCUAUCUGCCUCACUUCAGAGCAGAGCACCAUGGAUGUGGAUAUAGACCGCGAUGACGGCUCUGUCCUCGAUGUCUACUUGUGAAAAGAGCAACUUUACAACCUUCAUUUCCUCCUGCCAAUCACAAGAGAAUCGCCACACUCCAUUCGACCAGCCAGGCUGGCCUUUGACUCCAUUUCCAGUGCUGCUAGAUCCAUGUUGCCAGUUGUAUUGCCAACACAUAAAAAGACUGAGAUUCUCCAUCGGUUGAUGGGCUAAAUGAAGACACCAACAACACAGCGAUGGACAUCUGCAGGAACCAUGUCACAUAUCAUUUAAUGUGAUGAACAUCCGGCUGAACAGAGUGUCGCUUCUUAGAGCCUAGUGCCAUUAAGUUUUAUAUAUGUAUUCUGUUUUCAUGGCCUACACAAAGGAUAAAUAUUUACUACAUAUACAUGACGAGAGGGUUGAUACAUUUCUUUAAAUGUUUUUUUUUCUGCUGACCAGAAAGAACUGAAAGAGCCUUUCAAAGUUUGCAACUGCAUACAUUGCUGAUAAACAGAAGAAAAAUGUGUACAGUGAAUAUAUGGUUGGCAUCUAUGUCCCUGAUGAAAAAAGGACACAAGCCAGCUUGUAGCCACAGCCAACACGGAUGAGAAAAGACUUAGAUCAGAUAUGAUGGAUUCUGAAGGCCAAACACAGACUGUGACGUGGUUAAAGCAGCCACCUUCUCCUUACUGGGCUAUUAUUUGUGCUGCCCUGACAGGAACAUGAAGCCCUAAAAAAGGGCUGCUGUGAAGUGAGAAAGGACAGUCACAGGAUCUUGGAUGAAGUACAGAGCGGAGGGACGAUGCACUCAAUCUAGAUCAAAAGGCACUUUUGACAUUGGUUAUGAUUACUGUAAGAAAUAUUUUUCUGAAGACGUUGCUUAGGUGGGUGGCCUACCUUACAUAAGCACAGAUUUGGAUAUGUGAAUAUGCACUUUUUUGUCUUCAAAUGCACACCUCUGUAAGUCCUUGAUACUAUACGUACAGAGACAGUGAAGGAACAUUGUAGAUCAUUUUUGAUGUGGAGCUAAUAGUUUUGAGGUUUGCAUCAUGACUGAGAUGCUUUUACUCAGGAUAUCCUUUGAUAGUGAAUAAGUGUGUCCUCUUCAAGAAGUUAUGAGACAUGCAUCCUACACUUAGAAGCUGUCCAAUACCUCUUCAUCAAGACCAUAUCCAACUAUAAAUGUUGAAUUCCAUGAUCACACGUCGGUUAGACCAUAAUUUAUUAUGUAAAUCUCAAUAUUUUGCCAUUUGCUGAAAAAAUACUUUAAUCGCUGAAUGUAAAGACAAUGCAUAUUUAUAUUUAGAAGAGACUCCUAUAAAUAAACUGUUUCAAUUCA